Messenger RNA from Diaporthe citri, 873 nucleotides. RefSeq lists its product as uncharacterized. Bases 1 to 873 code for a protein of 290 amino acids. Gene Ontology annotation, cellular component: membrane. The record is from RefSeq and is a predicted model, not a curated record. The transcript is spliced from 2 exons. NCBI's taxonomy places the organism in Eukaryota, Fungi, Ascomycota, Sordariomycetes, Diaporthales, Diaporthaceae.
AUGGUGCGACUCCAGAACCCUUUCAAGUUGGGCAGGGACCUGUGGGAUCCGUCUCACAGGUACGAGACGUCCUGGUUGCUCCCGCCGUAUGCCUUGUGCACGUGUCGUGCCAUCUUUGGCCUGUACGGCAUCUUCGUCGAGCUCUUCGUGUCGGGCUGGUACUGCACGCACCCGGCCUACGGCGGCUGCGAGCAAGCCGGCGACAGCUUCUCCUACUUCACCGUGCUGACCUACUGGGGGCUGGCCUUCUACAACCUCACGGCGGCGGUGCACACCUUCACGUACGCGCGGACGGGCACGCCGCUGCUGGACCGGUUCCCCCGCUCCCUGCAGGCGCUGCACGCCUUCUAUUACACGACGGUGACGACGUACCCUUUCAUCGUGACCGCCGUCUACUGGGGCGUCAUCUUCCCUGGAGUGUGGUUCACCGACGAGUUCUCCGGGUGGAGCAACAUGUCGCAGCACGCGCUCAACAGCGCCUUCGCCCUCUUCGAGAUCGUGGUCCCGCGCACGCCGCUGCCGCCCUGGAUCCACGCGCUGUGGCUCAUCGUCGUGCUGGCCCUGUACCUCGCCCUCGCGUACGUCACCCACGCCACCAAGGGGUUCUACACCUACACCUUCCUCGACAUCGAGAAGCAGGGCUCCGCCAUCACCGCCGCCUGGAUCAUCGCCAUCGCUGUUGCGGCUGUUGUCAUCUACCUGCUCGUCCGCGGUCUGCUGUGGCUCCGCCUGUGGCUCACCGAGAAGAAGGCCGGCAUGGACGGCCGCUUCGCCGGCCAGCCCGCCGCCCUGCGGAGUACCGCCGACGUCGAGCUCGGGAGCUACAGGAAUGAUGUUCCGGAGACUAAGGCGAUCAGUCCGCAUCAUUAUUAG